AUGAAUAAUGCUGAAAUUGAUGUGCAAUGCUUGUUACGUUCUCUAAAAUAUUUUUCCAAAGAUAACAGUGCAUUACUCACUGAAGACGACUGUAAAAUAAUUUUUAAUAAAAUUCUUUCGCAAGAUUUAAAUGAUGAAAGUAUAAGGGAACUAAUAAAAAAUAUAAAAGCAGAUAUAAAAUGGAAUAAACUCAAUUAUGUUGAAAAUUUUAUAUUAAAUCCUUCCAUAUUACAUUCACUAAUAAAUAAACAACUAAAAAAAUAUGAGUUAGAAAUCAUUUUUAAAGAUUUAUUUAGCUGUAUUCAAAGGAACAAUGUGAUAAACACAAAUGAUUUAAAAAGAUUUUUAAGUCUAUGCAAUAUUAAUACAUCACAAGAUUCAUUGAUAUAUUUGUGUAAAGUUAAUUUAAAUUUAGAGGAUUCUAAUCAGUCUGCAGACUAUAAUACAUUUGUUAAUAUGAUGAAAAAAUACUUAAAAAAAGUAUAA
This is a messenger RNA of Plasmodium relictum, 486 nucleotides long. RefSeq names its product conserved Plasmodium protein, unknown function. Lineage: Eukaryota; Apicomplexa; Aconoidasida; Haemosporida; Plasmodiidae. The record is from RefSeq and is a predicted model, not a curated record. Bases 1 to 486 code for a protein of 161 amino acids. The transcript has a single exon.